Messenger RNA from Gongylonema pulchrum, 357 nucleotides. The record is from the annotation of a GenBank genome assembly. NCBI's taxonomy places the organism in Eukaryota, Metazoa, Nematoda, Chromadorea, Rhabditida, Gongylonematidae.
ACUUUGAAUGAUAACAGUAACGAUGAUGAGAAAAAGGAGAUAAGCAGCAGUUCUGAUGGUGUGAAAGAAGGGACAAGUGCUGGACCCAUCGUAAAGAAAGAGCAGGAAACCGAGGAAGUGAAGGAAAUAAAAGCCGAAGAUGGUGGCACGAUCGCUGUGCAUGCUUCAGCAGAAAGUAUCGACAAAAACGAGGACAAAUCCGAAGCCAAAUCUUGCAAGGAAGAUCAAAUUGUAAUGCCCAAAACUGAAACAAAUGUGAAACCGCCGUCGGCAAAUAAUGAAUCAAUGUCGGCUGUAGCAAAAGAGACGGAAGCAGCUCUAACAUUUGAUUACGGUGAGUUUUUUGUGAUUCGGUAA